GAAUGCAUAUGAAAUUUCUCUCAAAACCAUAACAAUGAGAAAAAACUUUAGAGAAAAAAAUAAUAAAAAACAGAAUGGCACAGUUACUAAAACCAAACCCAAACAAGUACACCCUCUCAAAAAGGAACUUUAGAGGUUCUUCUUCUUCUCCAUGCAGUAGAAGUUGUAAUAGAGUUAGACUGGGCAACAAGAAGAAAAGAUUGGUUUACUGUCUGAAACCCAAGUCUGCAGUUAUUGAUGAGAGGGAAACUAGUAGUAAAAAGAUUAGAAGAACAAAUUUGGAGGAGCAAAGGAGAAGGGCUGAUGUUCUGGUGCCUUGUUCUUCUUCCUCAUCAUCAUCAUCAGUUGAGCUUGUUGAGAAUGAGAUUGAUGGACAGCUUAGGCAUUUGGUGACUGAAUUUGGCUGGAAAGUAAGAAGGUUGAAUGAAAAUGAAGAUGAGAUGAGAGAAGUGGCACAAGUUCAAGCUGAAGCAUUCCAUGUCCCGGUGGCUUUCUUCGAUGAUGUUUUCUUUGAAUUCUUUAAGGCUGAAGUACUCUCAGGACUUCUUUACAAGCUUCGGAACUCGCCACCUGACAGGUAUGCUUGUUUGGUAGCAAAAACUGCAGACACUUCUUCGGAUACAUUGUCAUUGUCAGACCAAGGUCUUGUAGGCGUUGUGGAUGUUACGGUCUUAAAUAAUAAAGAUGUGGUUCAACAUCUUGACGGAGCUGAAGAAUAUCUGUAUGUCUCUGGAAUAGCUGUUUUCAACAAAUUCAGGAGGCAAAAAGUUGCGACUGCAUUGCUAAAAGCGUGUGACGUGCUUUUGAAUGAAUGGGGGUUUCAAUACCUUGCUUUACGGGCUUAUGAAGACGACUCGGCAGCAUGUAGAUUGUACACGAAUGCUGGGUACAGAAUAAUUUCUAGAGAUCCUUCGUGGACUACUUGGAUUGGAAGAAAGCGACGUGUUCUAAUGAUCAAACAAUCUAAUUCCUGAGAUUGGUCAUGAAGAAACCUAAUGCCUGCAGAGGAAAAUUACACUGCAACUUUUAACUGUAACUUGAAUAUUCUAUUGAGUCCACCACCCUUGCAGUCAGCAUUACUGUCCAGAUAAAUAUCCCCAUGUAAUUCAAAUUAGCAUUUAAGCAUAUAAAAAUUUAGGAAACAUUAUACUGUAAAAUUCCUCAUUGCUUAUGCCUGAUUCAAACCAUAUCUAAUCCAAUCCCCUUACCCAA
This is a messenger RNA of Papaver somniferum (opium poppy), 1212 nucleotides long. RefSeq lists its product as uncharacterized. Gene Ontology annotation, molecular function: N-acetyltransferase activity. NCBI's taxonomy places the organism in Eukaryota, Viridiplantae, Streptophyta, Magnoliopsida, Ranunculales, Papaveraceae. The transcript is spliced from 5 exons. The record is from RefSeq and is a predicted model, not a curated record. Gene Ontology annotation, biological process: mitotic sister chromatid cohesion. Bases 75 to 974 code for a protein of 299 amino acids. Gene Ontology annotation, cellular component: NatA complex; cytoplasm.